UCAAGAAUAGGCAUAUUUUAUGUAAUUUUCAUCCAAAUUUGAUGACGCAGAUAACGAGUAUUUUUAUGGAUUGACCCAUCGGUUUUUACAUAGACUUAUGUGCCUUGAUGUUCUAUAUCCAACGGUGAAAACCGCAGCUCUCUAUGACUUUCCCUUCAAAAGUUAUAAGAAUUCUGCCCAAGCGACUUAUUUUCAGAAAUGAAUAAUACAUCUUGAGACUGAAGAUGAGGGUAAUAAUGCAGACGAAAGCGUUGGCAUAUUCUACAGUCAGGCUGCCUUGGUGAACAAAUAUAGGGUGGUCCAUAAAUACCUUACCCCGAAAGAUUUAGGCUUAUAGAAUAAGAAUCCAUUGACGAAAAUACAUAUAUGUGUUAUGUACUCAGAUCCACCGGCAUUUGCGCGCGCGACAUUUCCGCGCCGACACUUGCGCGCAGCGACAUUUUCGCGCACGGCACUUACGCACAACACGAAAAUUUUUUUUCGAUGUUAAUUUAAUUAUCUGUGAAAUUUUUGAACCACUAUUUAUUGAAAUAAUAUUUAUGAAAAGCAAGAAUUAUACAAGUAAAGAAAAGGCCAUAAAUAAAUAAGAUUUACAACUAAUAAAUAGUAAAUCAAACAUUCAGAAAUUAUUCAGAAACGGCCUUUGCAAUUUCGUUUGAUACAACGUCAAACUAAUCUAUCUCGACGAUAACAAAAACCGUCGAGAAGAAGUUGGUCUUUACCGUUGAUUGAUUGAAUCAUAGACAUUAUUUAUAGAAGUUAUCGACAAGAUGUAAAUAUUAACGAAUAAUUUAUUUAUACUUAUGUUUCAUCUCCUACAUCUUGUUUUUAUUUUAAUUGUAUUGUAUUCCUCUUUAUUAAUUAAUCUCAUAAUCUUAUCGAUUUUUUUAUUUAUACAAAUUGAUGCAAUAAUGUGGAAACAGAACACUCUUUUUUAUUCACAUUGAUGAGUUCAACUAAUCAAACAAUAUGGAGAGGAAAAAUUCAUUCUAAUGCGCGAAAAUGUCGUGCGCGCAAAUGUCGUGUCACAAUGUGCUCAAGCACAUAUUGAGAAGAGAACAAAAAGAACAUUUAGCAUGAAAACAGUAAAUUUUGGUUCAUUGCUGCUUGAGUACAUAGCACAUAUUUGUGCUUUCUUCAAUGGAUUCUCAUUCUAUAUGACUGAAACUUUCGGGGUAAGGUAAGUGGUCAAAGAUGUAUCUGUAGUAUAAAUAUGAGCCUUAACUAACUUUGUAUAAGAAAUAAAGCGAAAAAAUACUGUGUUUCAUUACUUAUGGGCUGCCGGCUGUAAAAGAACUUGCUCGUAAUUUCUGAAAUAGUAUUGCUUUUCUGUAUUUAGCUAACUUAUUUGCUUGAAUCACUAUCUGUCUCUAGUAUUAGCAUAUUAAUAUAAUUAGAUUCUAAUGUUCGAGCUCAAAAACCUUUUGUUCUUGUAUUACAAAAUUUUCCGACUAAUUCUCGUAGACUGCAAUAAAUUCCGAUAGUCAGUCGUGUAUGAUCAGAUAUAACAAAUGAUCAUGAUCACAUGUUUUUUUUUCUUAUAGAAAUUAAGUGAAGAAGCAACACAAUUUAUUUAUACUGAAAUUCAACGUCAUAAUGUUUGAGCAAGUAUGCAAUUGAUCAUUAUCAAUAUCAUCAACAGCUAUAGUUGCACAUCAAUUAUCUAUAACAAAUGAAUUAUUUACUGAAAAUUCUUCUCAUGAUAAUGAAACAACAGCACUUGAAAUAGCUGCAGAGCAAAUGUGUUUAAAUUCACAAAAGACAUUGGAAGAACAAACAAUAUAUGCAUUAGCUAUUCAUUAUAUGAAAUUAAUAGUUUAUAGCAAAUUACCAUUAGAUAUGUCACCAUCAUCAAAUAUUCAACAAUCAAUAUAUAAUCAUGUAACAUAUACAAUACCUAAUGAUUCUGAUAGUUUAACAAGUGAUUUUUAUUAUAGUAUAAAUGAUUCAUUUAAGGUUAAACCUUUUUUCAAGAAGAUUUCGAUUCAUUGUGGUCUUUCAAAAGUAUCAGUUCGAUCUAUAGCUGCUAGUGUAAAUGUCUUCAAUAUGAAGGCUGUACGUAGAAAUUAUCGUGAAAUCGAUGAAGAUGAAGAUGAAUAUGAAGAAGAACAAGAACAAGAAAUUGAAAACGAUAAUGAAAGUGAUUAUGAAGAAGAAACACGAAAUCAACGACGUUCAAAACGUGUACGUCGAUUAAGUCCAUCAUCAACAAAUGAUAAAUC
Molecule: messenger RNA, 2222 nt
Organism: Rotaria sp. Silwood2
Lineage: Eukaryota; Metazoa; Rotifera; Eurotatoria; Philodinida; Philodinidae
Source: the annotation of a GenBank genome assembly